Messenger RNA from Synchiropus splendidus (mandarinfish), 926 nucleotides. Its product is annotated as NPC1-like intracellular cholesterol transporter 1. The coding region runs from base 23 to 829 and encodes 268 amino acids. NCBI's taxonomy places the organism in Eukaryota, Metazoa, Chordata, Actinopteri, Syngnathiformes, Callionymidae. The record is from RefSeq and is a predicted model, not a curated record. The transcript is spliced from 3 exons.
CCCUGUCUGAACCUGCGGAGCCAUGGUCCCAGUCCCAGUCCUCCUCCUCCUCCUCACUUAUACGGUUUUAUCAGAGGCCCAACAUCAUGCCGGCUACUGCGCUUUCUACGACGAAUGUGGACUGUACCCGACAAUCGGAGGGUCCCUCCUUCCCCCCUACGUCCCCUGUCUGGAUUACAGCAAGGCCCGACCCCUCAGAGGAGCACAUUACAAGAAACUACAGGAGGUGUGUCCCAUGCUGGACCGUGGCGAGGGCAACACCUUUGCCUGCUGCUCAUUCAACCAGCUUAACACGUUGGCUACAAUGUUGUCCCUCAGCAAGGUUGUGCUGCACAGCUGCCCUUCCUGCACUGAGAACUACGUCCACAUGCACUGCAUCAACACCUGCAGCCCCAACCAGAGCCAGUCAGUGAAGGUCACCAAGGUCUCGAGCGUCACGUCCAGCAAUGGAGAGACGCGAAAAGCUGUUGUGGGCUACCAAGCGUACUUAAGCAACAGUUUCGCUGAAGCUGCCUUCCAGUCUUGUAGAAAUGUCAGGAUUCCCUCCACAGGAGGCAACGCCAUCGCCACCAUGUGCGGCGAGUACGGUGCCAAGCUGUGCACUGCUCAGCGCUGGUACGACUUCCAAGGAGACCCCACUGUCGGUUUGUCUCCCUUGGAUAUUGACUUCAUGCUGAUAAAUCCAGGCGACAUGAUCCCAUAUGGCAUGGUCCCGUACAGUGGAAGGGCUCUGCGGUGUCAUGAAGCCACUCCAACUGGAGGUGAAGUCUGCUCCUGCCAGGACUGUCCACAGUCCUGCCCUUCAGGACACACCGACUGGCAGAGAUGACUCUCGACCGUAGAGUGAAAAAGUGAUAUUUCCCCUCAAGAAUGUAUUAUAUAUAUUUUGAAAAUUAUAAUACAUUACUAUACAAUAAAAUAACACA